AAUAUAAUUAAAUCCGUCUUACGAAACGUUGCGUCGUUCCGAAAUCAAUAAGAAGUAAACUACUAUUUAAAACUGGUUAUUCGAUUUGUUGACAAUUGCGUCAUGUCCAUUUUGAGAUACCAAGAACACGAUAAAUCUCACCAUUCUUUAAAAUAAUAUUAUCGUAGACGCCUGUGCGUCUAUCCUAUGCGUAAUAUUCUUUAUUUUGAACAAAUAAAUAAUUUAGAUGCUCUCGAGGUGUAUCGUGUACUUCGUAUACCAUGACUAUACCCGUGACUUGUCCCGCCGGUAAAAAUUUAAAUUAAUCGACUGAUGUCAACGACAAUCGACUACUCGUAAGACAAAAAUAAUAACAUAGCCGCGGCCUUUGUAUCUGCAUAACGAUUAUAUAUGCAAAUCUCGAAUGGAAUAUCAUUUCCAUAGAUUAUACGAAAGAAAAUUUCAUCCUAAUUAUUGUUAUCGCAAUCGAAUCGUUUGUCUCCGAUAGCGAUAGUUCAUGGUUCAUCGUCUACUAUUUUUACUGUCACAGUAGCGUCGAUUCUUGGGCUUGAUUCUAAGUGCGUAUGGUCGGAGGCGCGUUUUAAAAUAAAAAACAAUUCGUAUUACCGUUGCUCGAAAAGUUCAUUUUCUAUCGUAAUAUGAUUCGCUGACUGCUGAUGUUUUCGGUUGUUAUUAAGGCGAUUUUACAUGGGACAUGGCUACCGUCAAAGUAACGGAGCAAAAAGUUAUUCUUUGUGGUGAAUAUGGUGUUGGGAAAACGUCUAUAUUCAGGCGAUUCGCGAACAAUUCCUUCGUGGCAAGUAACGAUCGAAAAUCGACGCUUGGUCUCGAUAAUAUCGACAAAGAAUAUAUAGUCGACGACAGACGAAUACGCUUACAAUUAUGGGAUACUGGAGGUAUGGAGAGAGUAGCAUCCGUGACAUCGAGUUACUACAAGUUUGCGGAAGCAGCUAUUUUGGUAUUCGCUCUAGAUAACUCGACGUCUUUUCAUCUUUUAUCUCAACAUCUAUUAGAUAUAGUUACGUACGCAGAAAACGCAAAGAUUUUUCUUUGCGGCAACAAAAGUGACUUAGAAGGAGUUACUCCACAAGUUACAGAUGCGGAAAUGGAACAAUUUUGCGAGCAAUGUCAUAACUUAAUUUCUGGAACUUACAAAACGUCUUGUAAAACUGGAGAAGGAAUACAUGAAAUGUUCGAGGACAUUGCGCAACAUCUAGUUGAAGCUAAUCGAUCUCGAAUGGAACUUCACGAAAUGGACAAAGAUCGCUUCAAAAUUUCCUAUAUCGACGAAGCUACUGAUCCAUCGUGUUUAUGUUAAAAAAUAAGAAACAACGAACGAACUUUUACAAUUUUUUUAGAAACGAAGGAAUUGAAUUAUAUUUCACGUCACGAGUAUAUGACAAGACGCGUUUUUCCAGAUACGGAGCAAGUAUUUGGAAACAUCGACGUAGAAAUUUUAUAUACGUAAAAAUCUAGGAAUAAAUUUAAGGUCCUUGACAGUAACGAUUUUUAAAUUAAAAUUUUAUUAUACGUCGAGGAUAAUUUUAAUUAAGCGAGCUUUAACUCUACAACUUACUCUCUGCGCAUCAUUAUACGCUUAAUUCUGCUUAUCGAUAUACGAGCCUUCUAAUUCACACGCUAAUAAAAAAAAAAAACUAAUGCUGAGUCCAUUUGAUAGUUUUUAAAUCGAUUCCAUCUUCGACCAUCUCCCACAAUGGACUGUAAAGAAACAAAUUUUGUGAUUCACGCAAUCUCGAUUUUUUAUCUGGAUUCGACAUAAUUCUAUUGUUAAAAACACAUGAACAAUGAAUCUGUCCAUCCAAUUGAAAAUGAAUUGCUUAUAAUAAGUGAUGUAAAUUAAUCAUGCUUUUACAUUAAAUAAAGAUUUAUACUAUGAUCAACGAAAUUGUACCUCAUAUCGCGAAGCUUCUUAACUUCUUGAAUCGUAUGUUUUGCAGUAUAUUCGAUUUCCUCCAGCGUAGUAAACCGCCCAAUACCGAAUCUACCCAUGUCGAGAUACAAAAAUAAAUUAUACGUAUAUGCAUAUAUUUAUAUACAUAUAUAUAUAUGCUCGUACAUUGUUUUAUAUAUUAUACUCGCCUAAUACUAGAAUGUGCUAGAUCUUCCGAUGCUCCAAUUGCUCUUAACACGUAACUAGGUUCUAAACUUGCACUUGUGCAUGCAGAACCACUACUUAAGGCUAUCUCUUUCAAUGCCAUUAGUAAUGAUUCUCCUUCUACACAUGCAAAUGAUAAAUUAACGCAUCCAGGGUACCAAGCAACUGAGUCCCCAUUGCGUACAACUUGCGGUAAAUUAGACAUAAGUUUUUCGAUCAAGAUAUUUGAAAGAUUCGUAAUAUAUUUAUGAUCAUACUGCAAACGAUAUGAGUUAUAAAAAAUUAUAUGAGUUAUAAAAAAUUCUAUGAAAAACUAUAAAAAGAUCGAGCAUACCUCCAUUUCUGAUUGUGCCAACUCACAAGCAGCACCAAGCCCAACAGCCAAAGGAGCUGGAACAGUUCCGCUUCUCAUACCUCGUUCCUGCCCGCCUCCACUUUGUAACGCUUCAAUACGAACACGUGGCCUUCGUCUUACAUAGAGUGCUCCAAUACCUAUGCAAACGAUUAUGAAAUAUGAAAUAAUUAAAAAACUUGCAAGAGUUCAUAGUGAGAUAUAUAUAUAAUACCUUUGGGUCCAUAUAUUUUAUGACCACUAAUAGACAUAAGAUCAAUGUUCAUUGCAUUAACGUCGAGCGGUAUCUUUCCAACAGCUUGAGCUGCAUCGGUAUGAAAAAAAACCUUUUUCUUUCUGUCAAAAAAAGAAUGAUUAUUCUAAUAUAUAUAAAAUAAGAAUAUUUUAUUUGUCGACGUAUAAUUAUAUGUAUACGUAUUUGCCUGCAAAUAGCACCAAUCUGUUCGACAGGUUGUCUAACGCCAAUUUCAUUAUUAACCGUCAUUAUAGAAACGAGCGAUGUAGCUGGCGUAAUAGUAGCUUCUAAUUGAUCAAUGUCGAUAAGUCCAUUCGAUUUAACUGGUAGAUACGUCACGUCGAACCCUUCUGCCUCCAAGGCUCUACACGAAUCUAAUACACAUUUGUGCUCCUAAAUGUAUAUAUACUGAUUUCAAUAUAUAUACCGAUUUCAAGAACGACUCUAUCUUCAAUUAAAAUUGCAAGUACUUACAGUUUGGGUCGUUACAACAUGAUUCUUUCUUGAUUUAUAAAACCUUGCUACACCCUUCACAGCGAUAUUAUUGCAUUCUGUUGCACCCGACGUAAAAACGAUUUCUUUUUUAUCGGCACCUAUCAGAUCUGCCACUUGCUAGUAUAUACGAAAAGAAUCAUUCAAAGAUUCGAAAGGAAACUUUAUUUUUAUGUUAAUUAAAAUAUGCCUCUGUACUAACUUUACGAGCAUGUUCUAUCGCAGCUUCCGUUUCCCAUCCAUACAUGUGGGUUCUAGAAUGCGGAUUUCCAUAAUACGAAGUAAAAUAUAACAUCAUCUUAUCCAAUACCCGUGGGUCCUAAACAUUAAUCGCACUAUUAUUUUAUAACCUACAGCAUCAUACUUAUUGAUCAAAGAUACCAUUGCACUGUAAGUAUAAGAUUGUGCAAUAUCAUGUUAUAAUCCAUACCAUGGGUGUUGUAGCUUGAGCAUCUAAAUAAAGCGAUCUACCUUCCAAGGGCCCUCUCUUAUAUUCAUCGGUGAUAGGAGCUGCAUAAUUAUAAAACCGCAAUAACAAAAUAUUAAUCGAACUUCGGCAACUAACGAUGACAUGUAAUCACAAAUAAAACAUACAUUCAUAUUCCGCGAUCUCUGAAAAUUGUUGACUAAACCUGUGCAAAGAGCGGCAAUCUUUGACUUGCCGUAACGUUAUCAUUAAGUUUUUUGUCGGUCGAAACAUAAUGAAAAUAUUAAUAUUAUAAAUAAUUACUGAUCGUGCCCGCGAGUUCGACUAUUCCGCGUGUCCUUAACCUUCGUAAUCUCUGUCAUUCGGCGUAGUAUCGCUCACGAGUGUCAUCUAUCGUCGAUUGGCUGAUCCAAAUUUUCAUCAACGUCGUUAUCGACGGCGCUGUCUAACGAUUCCUAUGAAAAUAAACAUAAUUUUUUAUAAUUGUUACGAGUAUGAAAUAUAUUUCGAAGAAAAUUUCUACGAGGUUAUCUCGUAGGAUGGAUCGAUAGCGUCGACUUUCUCACAAAGGAUAUACGUGCCGAAGGCUCCUCGAAGAGAUACAUAUAUUCAUCACGUUCGUCGUCAACGCGUUUAUUCAUUACUAUAUCUAUUAAUAACUUGGAUUAGUUUUAUGUCAUUGCAGUUGCCCUCCUCUUCCAGAGAAUAACACAAUAGACACGAGUUCAAGGACAAAAGUCGGAUAAUCCGUAAAAGUAUGCGAACACUUCAUUUUUCUUUCAUCGGACUCUUUCCUUUUUCAAUUGUCUUUGCGUAACUUUUAGGUGAAUUUGAUCGUAACGCUUAUUGGGCUAAUAAUGAAAUAAAAACGUAUAGAAAAUGACCAAAAAUUACGUUGAAAUAUCGAAGAUAAAAUCGAUAAUAAAGUCAAGAUAAAAAAGAUCGAUAAACAUCUCGAUCACUUCCUCCAGGCAUUUGCGAGUUUCUCGCAUAAUCGAGACCUUCUGCUACAUUCUCGAGACACGACGAUGAUAACUAAUCGAAAGACGAGCAGGUAAGUACGUGCGACAGGUAAACAAACCUUCAUCGUGCAAGAUUGUGCGAGCGUAUUUUAAACACGUACGCUCCGAUAAGGGUUGAAUUUAAAGAAAAAGGAGCGCUGGACAAACGGUCAAGUCGUGGAAGUAACAUCGUUCUGUAACAAACGCAAAAAAAUGAGGACGAAAGGGAAGAUUGUAAAGAUCGGCUGAUGGACGUCUUCACGAAGGUCUGUGGCAACGAUCGCCUCAAAAGAGGCAUCGAAAAAUUUGAUUCAGAAAAAAUGGGCUAUAAAAAAUUCCAGCUGGUCAAAUCUAUCGAUUUUUCCCUAGAACGGGAGAAAAAAUCUAUAUCCUUCAAUAAGCACAAAAAAAGAGAUAUCUCGGCGAAAAUAGCGAAUCCAGAGGGAGAACAUGUCGUGGAUAUUAUUUCUGGUUCCAACCGAGAAGAUUUUUAUAACCAACAACGGUAUUAUCGACAGAAAUUUCUUCCGCCUGCUUCCGUACGGUUUCAGAAUGUUGCGAUUACAAGGUCAUCAUGAAUGAAUACGGCGACUAAACUCUUCCAUUGCAUUGCACGUUAUCGCUUGCUCACGUCCUUCGGAUAACGCUUUAUCCGGACAAUCCUUCAUCAAAGACGUAUACAACUUCCUGAAAAAGAAAAAGAGAAAGAAAAAAAAAACGAAACAAGUAAAAUAACAAAGUCAAAAUUGUUCCUAUUUGGUAGACGGAUGACGAUGAUCUGGGAUUUGAGAUGGCCGUCGAAGAAUUGUACGAGCUUUAUAACGAUUUUAACGACCGACUACCACGAUCUUUUACGCAAAUCGAACGCAAGAAAAUGCUACGAGACUUUGCUAAGACUUGCUGUUACGAGGAUAAUACUUGCGAUAGCGAGAAUUUUGACGGCCUGUGUUUUUGAAAAGAGUGGACGAAUACUUUCCAAGGCUUUUCUUAAUCAGAAAAAUAAAAUGUUACUUAAUCUCCAAACCGUCGAUACCUUCGUAUAUCCCUAUGAUCUUACCAUAAUGUCUAUAUAUAAUAUUAUAGUGAGAUAUAGUAGAUUUAUUACGCGAAUAUUUUCGGAUCUUUCAAAAAGUCACUACGAUAAAUAUAUUUUCAGCAGCGGAAGAACGAAUGCCGAUAAUUAAAUGUCGCGUCGUCUUGCAAAACCGUAAAACGCGUACCCACCAAUAAAAGUACGACUCGCAAGUGCUUAAAAGCGAUAUAUCGCUCGUUAAGUAGUUUCUAAGAAAUAUUUUACCAAGAAGCUUCGUUCUUGGAGCAAUAUAUUUGGAUCUUGCGGCACUUUAAGUGUCAUUUCGAUUUAAAACAGAGGUAUCUGAAAUGGUACCGUAUAUUAUAUUUUCUAAUUAUACAUAUGUAAGAUGGUCGCGCGAACGUAUUAACGUAUUAUCGCGAGUAUCGAGAAUAAGGACGGUCUAAUAGCUUUAUUCUAAUAGAUCAUUCCUUCUUUAAUUAUGAUAGAAAUAUGAUAACGCUGAAAAAUCCGAUAUACGAUAUAGAAAAAGCCGAGCAUAGAUAUAUAUCGAUGUCAACGUUAUCUUUGGUUUCGAGUUUCUAUAAAGAUGAUAAGUGCUAAAGAAUGCAGCGAACGCGAAAAGGGAGAUAUCUCUGUAUGGUCAGCGAUGCGUUAAGAUGCCUUUGUGAAGGACUGACAGUGGAAAGGGGAAACAAAGGUAACGCUGAAUAGAAAACGGUGAACGGAUCUAUAUAUAAAUAUUUAUUAAUCGCUAAUCAUACGAUCCAAUUGCCAGCGAAAUUCCAAUAAAUAAAGGACUAAAUCAAUGAAUUAGUUAAUAUCGAUCCCUAACAGAUAGAAGCAUUUUUCAAUUGAUUGCCGAUCGAAAGUUAUUUCAAUUUGAUUUUUCUCGCGCGCAGAUGAAUCGUACAAACGAUUUGCUUCUAACCACGUCCGAUAGUCCGAGGUGCGUAUUUUACUUAAUCGUUAAGGUUAAUAACACGAUUAUUUAGCGCUAAACAAUAAUUGAUAUUUAAUACUAGUGAGAUCAUCAGUCGGUAAGAGAAUUAAUGUCACCGGCAACUCGAAAGCGAAGCUGUCCGUUGCACUUGACAUGCCUAUAAAAAUAUUUUACAUUAAUAAAAUCUUUAUUAAGUCUUCCUCUGUGAGAUCACGUGAUUAAUCUCAAAUUCAAUCUUUAGAACGACAGAAAAAAAAGAAAAAAUAAUAGAAAUACAUUAAUGGAUUGAAUGAAUCACAAAUUUUCUCACGUUACGUUAAUCGUUACUGUCUUUAGGAAGGAAGUCGUACUCGAGAAGCAAAGUUCUUGAUUCUUCUUCCCUCAUUGCUGGCGAUCCACAAAUUUCAAGUCUUCUAAUUUUGCGUGUUUCAAACUCAUUCCCUAACUCGCCAUUUUUCUUUCGACUUUGUAAGUCUUAACAUGAAAGAAAAAAAAAAAGCAAAAAGAAAAGAUUCGUCGAAUCAUCCUCUUCCCGUAAAUUACGAAGAAAAUCACAAAUGGACGACAGAGUUGAUAACGUCGAUUAUAAAACAACGACCAACCAGCACCCUUCUGUGGGACUAGAUUCCUUAACAUAUCAAAAUAACGUGGCGCUCGCUCGCUCGUUCGUUCUCUCUCUCUCUCUCUCUCUCUCUCUCUCUCUCUCUCUCUCUCUCUCUCUCUCUCUCUCUCUCUCUCUCUCUCUCUCUCUCACGCACAAA
Messenger RNA from Vespula vulgaris, 7360 nucleotides. RefSeq lists its product as uncharacterized. The record is from RefSeq and is a predicted model, not a curated record. Bases 695 to 1318 code for a protein of 207 amino acids. NCBI's taxonomy places the organism in Eukaryota, Metazoa, Arthropoda, Insecta, Hymenoptera, Vespidae. The transcript has 7 exons. Gene Ontology annotation, molecular function: GTPase activity; GTP binding.